Messenger RNA from Austrofundulus limnaeus, 4471 nucleotides. It is a transcript of the gene gpr12, whose product is annotated as G protein-coupled receptor 12. NCBI's taxonomy places the organism in Eukaryota, Metazoa, Chordata, Actinopteri, Cyprinodontiformes, Rivulidae. The transcript has 2 exons. Gene Ontology annotation, biological process: G protein-coupled receptor signaling pathway. Gene Ontology annotation, molecular function: G protein-coupled receptor activity. The record is from RefSeq and is a predicted model, not a curated record. The coding region runs from base 331 to 1590 and encodes 419 amino acids. Gene Ontology annotation, cellular component: membrane.
GAGUAAUAAAUGAGAUAUUUAUUAAGGAGUAUUUAACUGACACAGCUAAUCAACACAUAAACACCUAAAACUGUUAAUUUUUCAGAUGUUGAGCUGAAACUUGGUGUGGUAGUAGCUGAGAGUCAUCCCCAGAAAACAGUAAAUUAUUUUAAAAACAUUCAAGCACAUGAGCUCAAGUUUGGCACAAAAGGCGGCGGGCGAAUGAGGAGAGCUUAAAACAUGGAACACGUUUUCCAGCAGUCAGACCUUAAAUGGCAUCGAUUUUUUUCCAAUUAUGGUAAAUAAAUAAAUACAAAUAAAUAAAUAAAAUAGAGAUUUAAAAAUUAGGUCAUGCACAAAUUUACGCGUAGCUGCGUCCGUGACGGAGCAGACAUGAACGGUGUUCAACCAGUUUCUGGCAGUCUGGUUCUUGUGGGACUCCUCCUCCUCCUCCUCCUCCUCCUCCUCCUCCUCCUCCUUUUAUCUCUUUCGGAGCUCCGUCCAUCAUCCCAGUCAUGGGAAUCCAAGGCUCUUCCAUCUAGACGGGAAGCCUCACCUCACCGAGACAAGACGGGGGGCACAAUGAGUGAAGAGCCAGUGGUUUCUCCAGGCUGGUUGAGCCCUGACCCCACAGCGUGGGGCACCGGAGGCGGGGGACUGGUGGACAACAGCACCAGCACGGAGACGUUUCCGACAGAGGACACCCUCCCGCCCAGCCAGCUGCCUCUGCUGGUCAACCCCUGGGACGUUGUGCUGUGCUCCUCUGGAACUCUGAUCGCCUGCGAGAACGCCCUGGUGGUUCUGGUGAUCUGGCAGAACCCGGCMCUCAGAGCGCCCAUGUUCCUGCUGAUUGGCAGCCUGGCUCUGGCAGACCUGCUGGCCGGCCUGGGCCUCGUCCUUCACUUCACCUGUGCCUAUUUCCUCCAGUCGGACUCGGCUCAGCUGCUGACUGUGGGCUUGGUGGUGGCCUCCUUCUCGGCCUCUGUCUUCAGCCUGCUGGCCAUCACCAUUGACCGGUACCUGUCGCUGUACUACGCCCUCACCUACAACUCGGAGCGGACGGCRGCCUUCACCUACACCAUGCUGGUGCUGCUGUGGGGUCUGUCCCUGUGCCUGGGCCUGCUGCCGGUCACGGGGGUCAACUGCCUGGCAGAGGAGGCCACGUGCAGCGUGGUGCGACCGCUGACCAAGAACAACGUAGCCGUGCUGUCCGUCUCCUUCCUGCUCCUUUUUGGACUCAUGCUGCAACUUUACGUCCAGAUCUGCAAGAUCGUGAUGCGCCACGCCCACCAGAUCGCCCUCCAGCACCACUUCCUGGCUGCCACGCCCCACUACGUCACGACGCGCAAGGGCGUAUCGACCCUGGCCAUCAUCCUGGGCACCUUYGCCGCCUGCUGGAUGCCCUUCACCGUCUACUCCCUCGUCGCGGACUACACCUACCCGCCGCUCUACACGUACGCCACGCUGGUGCCCGCCACCUACAACUCCGUCAUCAACCCCGUCAUCUACGCCUUCAGGAACCAGGAGAUCCAGAAGGCGCUGUGGAUGGUGUGCUGCGGCUGCGUGCCGCCCUGCGUGGUCCAGCGGGCGCGGACUCCGAGCGACGUCUGACCGAGCGGACCCGGGUGUGGGGAAAGAAGAGGCAGCCUGGGGUCAGCUCUGCUCCUCGCUGGACCCGUCCAGUGUCGAAGAGCAGGGGGGAGUCUGCGGGGGGCAGUGGAGACGCCACCGGCAGCAGCAGUUUGGGUUUUUACCCACAUGAUGGUUGGAUGGUGUUAUUUCCUUUUUGUUGGAGCAAGGUGUCUCCCUGUCUUCUCCCAGUAAGUGGGCAGCAUCCCACCCACUUUCUCCUCACUUCUGCAGAGAGCUCCGAGUGCGUCACAYGUCGCAGGCAGCAGCCGCGUAUAACCAUCUGUAGCUCCGGUUGUUCUCGUCCUGAUAAAAGCGGAGAAAUCGUUACUUUUUGCAUGUCAGSAUUGAGCUGUGCAGGGGGAGGCCGAGUGUGAAGGUUGUUUUUYUUUUCAGAGUGAAGCCCGUCUGGAGCAGCGUCCCAGCGCUCUGCCGCCGCCGCCGCGCUCUGAACGUGUGUCGAAAGCUGAACAGCCGCGGRGAGCUAAAAAUAGAGCCGAUGCUCUCUGAUCCGCUCCACAGAUGCCAGGGAGGAAAUCUAGCUCCCUUUCUCCUCGCCUCGCCCAUCUGCCCCCACAACAUUCUUUCCUCCCGAUUUUGCUUUAGACUGUGGUUGUUUAAAGUUCCAAACGACCCCCACCAUUAACACCCCCUGCAUUUUGUUAACAUGGAAGCACCAAACCRCACAGAGGCCUAUCUGAUGAUGUAAUCUUACAUUAGAUCCUACUUUAUUUGCUCUUUGCAAAUWGUUUUUGWUUACUUUUGGAUAAAAUCCUGAAAGGUGAUUGAAGAUCCAGUUAACUCCUGGGAUGAAAUUAAAGGAGCAGGUAGUGUUCUAUAAAGAGGUUUUAAACAAUCAACAUCUUACCUGUUGUAGAUGGCUUUCAGAAUUGAUUUCUAACACUGAUGAGCUAACUGCUAGUCUGAGGGGGGCAAAAAGUGGAUUGCCGUUGACUUAAAAGAACUCUAAUGUCAAAAAAUAUUUGGCCAUUUACACAAAUGUUUAUUUAUUUAUUURUAAACCUUUACACCAUCAGCAACACAUUACAUGAUUACAGUAGWAACAUGAUACAAUUAUCUGCUGCUGCUGUUUGCACUUGCAGAAAACCAAAUUCUGGAUUUUUAUUAUUAUUUYCCAUACCUGGAAAAUAAUAAAAUAAAAUCAAUACUUUACAAGAUUGAACAACCUUAAUUUUGUGUAAAAAUUACAGCACUCUAGAUGUUUCUGAAAUUGUAUUAGCAUGAACUGUUAUGGAAUUUUUUGUCACUCGUAUCAUUUUAAAAUGAAAGUAAUCCACUCUAGUUAUUGGUACAGACAAUAAAUUAAACUCUGUUUCUCCUAAUUGGGUCAUUAAAAGUUAUCUACAACAGGUAAGAUAUUUACUGUURCMUCUUAAAAACAUCUGAGCUGUCCCUUUSAAACAGUGUGUGAAUUUUCWGAAAAAAUAUUCCAAUUAUUUUAAAUUUAGAURAAAGUAUGGGCUUUCRUUUGCAUCUAAUUAGCAUUAAUGCUAAUUUUCCUCCUGAGAUCAUAGUGGUAGUUCACAGAGGCUGCUGUAGGCGAUGUGCCAUGGUUUCCUGGUGUCAUCAUGACCCCAAUAAUUUUGUUUAUAGAAAGUAACUCCCAUGUGCUGCAUUAAUAAGAGCUACAGUUAUCACUCUGAGAAGCUCCACGCUUCUUCUUUUAGAAAUGUAUUUUUUUUUAGUAUGAUAUGUGCUGUGUCAUAUCACUUCCAAGCUGCUCUGAGUCACRGUCUCCAAUGUUUUUGGUCUCCACAAACAGAUUAUUUCUCUCUCCGAGUGUCAUGUCAGCAAUAMCUAGCCUACAAAACGGUGGUUAUUUAUCAGAUGCGAAGCAAUACUCCGACAGCAAUAACAUCCACGUCUCGCCUCGUUUUCUCCCAGCAGAGUAAAGCACCGUGACAUCUGUUCGGGCUGGAGGCGUGUUAAGAGAGAACAACGCUGAAGUGGUGCUUUAGCGAUGGGAGGCGAGAUCAAACGAUUCCUUCACAACUGCCUCAUCUCACCACAAAAACCUGAUGAGUUUUCCUUUGUUCCGUYGUCUCGAGCGUCCAAGCCGUCCCGUGUGCUGUGAUCUCAAACCAAGAGCGUGUGGUUUUGGGACUGUUUUCAUGUGUUCAUUGUGAGCUGCAUGGCCUGUGAGUGUGUGUUAUGUGCAAACUAUAAUCUGUCUCCUUGUGWUGGAUUGUUGCGUCCUGUUUUGACACCCUCUGACCUUAGACGCCAACGUUGUCAGUCUUCCUGUCGAUUCUGAGAGAMGUGGCCUCGGUACGUGUUUGUGGAGCUUCUUGGAUUGGGGUGGGACCAGCGACUCAAGCCAAAGUAAAAAAAAAAAAAAGACUGCGAACGAACUGCAAUCUUAGUCCUGCCGUCUAUUUACUCUCUUCUGUGUCACCGAUAAUAAACUUUAAGUGGAUGAGGCAGGCGUCCGUUAAGUGACCUCUGAAUGAUCCUACGAGCUAAAAAAAACGGCUACUUCCAAAUACAAAGAUGAUGCUUCUUUGUUUGUUUUUCCUUCUCUCCCUGCUGCCUCCUGUCUCACCAACUCGUCUGUGGAGCUCUCGUGUUUUCAUCUUCGUGGCCUCGGAUCAGGUGCAGAAUAUUUUCUAAGAUCGUAAGCAUUCCUAAGCAUGACGACGUAGCCUGUGAACCUGUGCACCRUGUCAGACUAGUAUUUUUAUGAGCACCAAAACGUCAGUCUGUUAUUCUUUUACUUUUGAAGGAAAGUCUAUUUUGUUAUAGUAAGUGAAUAGCUCUAUCCCCCCAACACACUUUAAAGUGCCUGUGACAUCAAAUGUUUGUAAUACAURUGAAUGCAUUUUUGAAAAGAUGUCAUUGAAAA